UAACCGGUGAAAUAUAUAUAUAUAUAUAUGUUUUUUUUUUAAAAAAAAAAAAAUAUUUUUACAAAAAGAUACAUACAUUAUAAUUUCUUCCUUUGAAAAAGUCAUAACUUACAGUAAAUAUGGACGUUAUGUCAAUGUGUUCUUCUCCUCCAAACCAAACCGCCCCGAGGAAAAUUCCGGAGUUUGCUUCUUUAGUAUCUCAUGCACAACAAAGUUUGCCUUCUCCUCCUCUUAACAAAGUGUGAAGGUUUAUAACUUUAUAUCGUCAAAUUAGAAGGGGGUUUCCAAAUCAAAUCAUUAAAUGAAUGAAUUAUGGAUCUUAAAAAUUAUAAUUUUAACGUUAACCAGUUUUUAAAUUGUAAUUGUCUUACCUUUAAAAGGAAUUUUUAUUGAUCCUUUUUCCUUUUUUUCUAGAUUGAUGGAUAUGGUAAAUGAGAAAAAGGGAUCUCCUCUCCCUCCUAUUACUUCUAUUUUACAUUCACCUGUACCUCCCCUACAUGAGAUUAAUCCUAAUCCCUUACCACCAUCAAUAAUAGCUCCUAAAUCAAAUCAUGAUUCAUCAUCUGAUACUGUGGCUAAUCACAAUUUAUAUCAUCAAUCAUCAUCAACUCCUCAAAGUCCCCCUUUACGAAUAAAUUAUUUGCAACCACCUGAGUCAAUUUCUCAAUCAAUGGCACAUAGAUCAAGUCCUUCUUCAUCUACGUCUUCAUCUUCAUAUUUACUAUCUCCAUCUAUGUCACAUUCGCCAAAUGAUACUACUCCAUCACUUUCUACUACUACUUCAUAUCCUUCAUAUUAUCGUCAAUCUUAUCAACCACAACCACCACAUCCAACACAACAAUCACAAUAUCCAUAUAAUCCUCAAUCACAGCAGCAAAGACAUAAUAAUUAUUCUCAUCCAUCCGUUAAUACUUCUAUGACUUCAGAAUAUCCUCCUCCAUAUGCUACUUCACUUAAUUAUACUUCCAGUGGAAAUAAUAUUAAUGGUGAAGAUAGUGAUACACCUUAUAUUCAACAAACUACCGAACAAUCACUUGCUAAAAUGGGAAAAGUUGUUGAUCAUUGUAAUCAGAUCGCACAUUUUGCUUCACAAUACCGUGAUAUGAGAAUGAAUUAUAAUUCAUGGAAUGGUUCUCUUGUUCCUCAAGUUAAUGAUUCCCAUUUAACGGGUAUUGUAAACAGAGCUUAUGAUGUGUUGAAUAUUUUAUCAAGUUUAAAAAGUGAAUUAACUAGACCACCUUCAGCUGAGACAAAUCAAGAUGAAAUCGAUCUGAUUCGAAAACAAAGAACCCUAGGUGCAUCUACUCGAACAAAAUACAGAAAGCGGAGUAAACGUGCUGCGCCUCCCGGAAGGUGUCAUUCUUGUAAUAUAUCUGAAACUCCUGAAUGGCGUCGUGGCCCUGAUGGUGCUAGAACACUUUGUAAUGCUUGUGGUCUUCACUUUGCCAAAAUUACAAGGAAGCGUGCUUUAUCUGUCAUGCAACAAGCUGAACAACAACAGCAGCAGCAACCAACAGCAUCUAGAUCACCCAAUCUCACUAUACCUGAUAAUAAUAAUAAUAAUAAUUCAUCAAUGUUAACUCCUGGUGCUUCAGAUGUUGAAAGAGAUUCUCCUAACAAAUGACUGAAAUACUCGAUGAUUGAUUAUACUGUUUAUGAAUUUAAGAUAGAAGAAAUACAACAUAUAAUAUUGUGAAUAUAUAGACAAAGACAUUUUUAAUUAUUAUUAUUAUUAAUGGGUGAUUAAAUCAUUCCAUUUGUAAAUUUUUUUACAUACACACCAAUACAUUUUUAAUACUACUGCUAGUUGGUAGUCAAGUUUUUCAAAUAGUUUUAAUUUUUCCAAA
This is a messenger RNA of Rhizophagus irregularis DAOM 181602=DAOM 197198, 1847 nucleotides long. Lineage: Eukaryota; Fungi; Glomeromycota; Glomeromycetes; Glomerales; Glomeraceae. The record is from RefSeq and is a predicted model, not a curated record.